GUUAUUGUGUCCCAAGAUGGAAGGACUAGAUUCUCACGCCAUAAAUCCCACAUAAUCACGCCCUCAUCGACUACCUUCAAACAACCUCUCUCUAUUUCCUAGCAGAUUCUCUGUGUCUAUUUGACGGACGGUGGAGAACUGUAUACAUUUAUCUACAUUUUAUCGCCAGUAUUGGUGCAUCUCGAGACAAAUAGGUAAGCCAUCAGUUUCCAGCAGUUUUUCAAUCAAUUUUACCUCCUAUUUCCCUAUUUUCCUCGGCUGUUCUUGAGGAUAUCUUAAUGAUUUACUUUCGAGAUUUACCUCGGAAUAUAUUCGUUCCCAUCUAUACGUCUUCGUUUCCACGGACGCUCAUCAUGACAUUACAGGCAGUAGUCGAUGGAUUCAGUGGCGGGUUCUUCUGGUCACCAGCAGGUCAUCUUUCAGAACGAGAACAUAACUGCAGCGGCGGCAGAAAACCAAGGGCAGGGAGGAGCGUCGGCGCCUGUGCAGGAAAAGCGUAGGCCUGGGCGCCCGAAGGGUAGCGGGAAGAAAUAUCCAGACGGUGCUCCUCCAAAGAUCAAGCGUCCUGUAGGACGGCCUCGUAAAGACGGCUUCCCAGCAGGCUCAGUGAAUCCACCACGACCGUCUCGCAAGCCUACACAACCUGAUUCUGCUGUCCUGGCGCUCAUUGCCAGCGGGAACCCUUACUUUCCCGGCCAGGAUGUGAAACGACCCAUGUUCCCGACUCUUCAAGACCCAAACUUUGACGGCGAGGACUGGAUGGAGCUUUCUCGCACCAAGCCCGGCGUUUUCAUCAACACUCUCAUCGGUUUUCUCGCUGAGCCGAACCCCGUUUCCCCAGCCGGUACCGUGGAGGAUGCAUUCAAGACUCACCUGGGUUCUCUUGUAUCUCCAAGGAACCAGAGCCAGAGUUUACCUUCCUUGUACUCGGUGCUGAGGACCUUCUGGCUCCCCAUGUCCCCCACAUACUUUUGUUUGACUGGUGCUAAUACUAGUCGUCCCCUGCUGGAGUUCAGAUUUUUGUACUGGGAUCCCCAGCCCCUCGUAUUUAACGGGAUAUCCUGCCCCAGCUGUACGACUCCUCUCAUCAACAAGGGCCGUAUCACUUCUGGUCCGGUCAAGAUCUAUGACUUGGAGCGACCGUUCUUCGUCAUCGGGUGCGAAUACGUUUGCAAUAGCCCAGCUUGUAUGUCGGCUUGUCCUGAAGGCCGCAAAUUUGCUAGCACUGAUCCCGCCAUUUUUCGCUCCCUUCCCAAUACACUAGCGGAGGAGUUUCCAGCUCGGCUGCGGCAGUUUGAAGGUGACUUGGGAAGCGGUCCCGAGGUGUGGAAUUGGCAAGCGAUAGGCGUCUCCAAGGCACUCUGGAAUAUGGUCCAGGGAUCUUUACGAUCCGGUGUCAGGAAAGAAGUCAUUCUGCAGAUCAUCCAUUCUAUCCAGCACGGCGUUGCAGAGCCAACGACUAUAGUGGCAGAGGAAGAGGAAGAGGAGGAACCUCAAGAACAAAAUCAGAUGAUGGAAGACACUGUGCAGCACCCGCCGAUGGCACAGGGGACCCCUGCGGAAUAUGCUGAGGCUUGGAAAGCUCAUGCAGGGCAUUCAGCCUCUGCAGAACCCGAUACGCCUUCAGUAGCGGGUUCAUCAGCAGGCCCAGGACCGGCUUAUAUGUAUCCUCAACCUCAACCUCAACCACAGCCACAGCCCCAAGGAGGACAUUUCUCCUCUACCUUCCGCGUACCGCCAUAUUUCGCACCCAGCGCGAAAGUAGGUCAAUCUUCAUCCUCCGCGGUUGCGAACUCUGUCACUACUACUGGCCCCAGUAAUCCGAAUCCGAUUGAGCCGCCGCCGCCGUUGGGGAAUGAACCGCCCAAUCCCCCAGCUAAGCGAGCGUAUCCUUUCUUGGACGAAGAGUCAGCUUCUGUUGAUGGUCCACGGAAACGGAACCCAAGACACUGUUCAAAAUGCGGUUCGGCGGAUUGUAAAGGCAAGGGUGGAAGGUCUUUCUGUUUAAAUGCGUGCAGGGACUGCGGAAAGGUUGAUUGCUAUGGACGAACGAAUCGGCGGAAUGUGUGCGCAAACAGAGGGUGGGGUACGUGAUUAAAAUUGUGUUUGUUUUGAGAUUAUUUUUCCAGGUGUAAUAUGUAGGGUUGUAUGGGUAUAGCCUAGUUUUAAUUAUUUAAUUGGAAAUCCAAUGGACCCGUGGAAAUUAU
Messenger RNA from Desarmillaria tabescens, 2207 nucleotides. RefSeq lists its product as uncharacterized. Lineage: Eukaryota; Fungi; Basidiomycota; Agaricomycetes; Agaricales; Physalacriaceae. The transcript has 3 exons. The record is from RefSeq and is a predicted model, not a curated record. Bases 376 to 2094 code for a protein of 572 amino acids.